Molecule: messenger RNA, 2262 nt
Organism: Boeremia exigua
Lineage: Eukaryota; Fungi; Ascomycota; Dothideomycetes; Pleosporales; Didymellaceae
Exons: 1
Coding region: 349-1770 (473 amino acids)
Source: RefSeq, a predicted model, not a curated record
CACCGACAGGGAAGGAGCCAGCGCACGGCCGGGAGUGCGUCUGCACUAUAUCUCCUCAGCGACCCCAGGAAGCGCAGUACUCUUGCCCGCUUACGAGUCGCCUACGUUCCUUACCAAACCCUGCUGCUGCUGAGUCCACGAGUGUGAGAGUUGUGUGUGACGAAUCUUACUUUCUGCCUUGUGCUACAACAGCCACGCACCGCUGUUACCUCUGGUGCGAGAGCCUGCACGCCUAAGGUUUCAUACCGCAGCACCCCGCCAGCCAACCGCUGCGCCAAUACAAUAAUAAUCUUCAGCCCUCCGUCUCUACCUGAGUUCCCCAGACAUUUUGAUUCUCCACCAGGAAUCAUGGCCAACACCAUCGUGUCGACACAGCUGCCCCAGUGGAACUACGAGAAGCCUACCAUCACAGCACGAACUGAGCGUUCUGGAUCCGACAGCUCUGCUUCCAGCCCCAAAUUGUGCAACGACGACCACGAGACAUUGCGACUAGAUACUGCCGCCACACAACCCGCCAAGAAGGGAAGCAUUGCCCUCCAGGACCGCUACAUGUCGAGCGAAGAGGAUCUAUCACCCGCUUGCGAGGACUCGGGCUCCGAGUCCGAGUAUGAUUACGACGAUGCUGUCAUCGAGGACCUGACCCAGCAAUGCCAUUCAGCGAAGAGGAUGUCCGUGUCGAGAUGGAACCAGGGAAAGAGCUGCGACACUGCCGUCAAGGUGUCGUAUGCCUUCGUUGGCCGCCCUAAGGUCGUCGAACUCAAUCUUGGUUCACCGGUGCUAGAUCGUCCAAUGUUCACACAACGGUCGGUGUCGCUAGCCAAUCUACCAGCGGCUGUAAGCAAGCUGCAGAAGGUCGACCAAGUCCAGCGUCACUCGCUCAAUGUCCUGCCUGCGUCCAGAGGCGCCCCGUCCCCACUCACACGACCAAUCUCACCCCUCGCUAUUGUCGAGCCUCGACGUCCGUCCACAAGCUACAGCCCUUCAAGCAAGACGAGCACACUGAACCUUGGCGAUCUCACCUCCAAAGCUUCUUCCAUCGAGACCGCGCCGUCCAGCCGCAGCGCAUCGCCUAUGGUUGCCGUCCCCGCACGUCCUGCAAGCGCAACACCAGAGGGUGCAUCUUCCAGACGCUCAUCAGUCUACAUCCCCACAGGAGUCCGACCAGAAUUGCAGCGCAUCCAAACAACACAGACACAGUUCCGUCACUCUCACCAGAUGCCACCAUCGAAGCCCAUGUCACCAGCAACCCACGCUUUCCUUAACACCGAUCCCUUUGCGAAGCCACCUGCCUCGACCACUACAAUCCCCGCGAAUAAGCCUUCCACACACAGGCGUCUGCGCUCGAUCUCGAUGAAACUCUCCCUGGCAAGAAUCGCCAUCACUCCAUCCAAGAAGAACAACAACAACGUCCCCGCUUCGCCCUACACACCCUCCACUCCCCAGACUGCGCCUAUCGAGGCCUCCUCCGGGUUCGCGAGUCCAAUGCCUAACAAGCUGCGCCGUGCCUCGACCAUCCUGCGACCGAAGUCCCGUGGCGGAGAGGAGUCUAGAGGACCUUCGCCAGACAUGGCACCGCCCCCAGUCCCCGUCCUGAACCGAUCAAGCACCAUGGGCCUCCUUCAGCGCCAUCCGAGAAUGGUCGCCCGCGGGGCCAAUGAGCGCGAACCCACCCUCGUUAUCCCUCCAUUUACAGAUAUGGACAUCAACCCUGUGGCGGGUGUCAAGAGCGGAAAACUGCGCAAGCGCAAGUCCCUGAUGGAUCUGCUCUAGAACGUUUCAACCCCACGACUCGCUUGUCUGUUUCGUUUCGAACCUGCACUACGCAUGGACGCAUAGAUGACAUUCAUGCGCUACCCUGUCACCCUCACGUCACCUUCACGUCACCUCCGCACUGUACAUGCCACUCUUCUCAUCUCUCUGCUACAAUACGACAGCGCUUCAACGUACGCGACCUGCAUAAUAUCCGGCGUUUUAUUGGGCGUUGAUACCACCGCUUUGAGAUCACGAUGCCCGAUUUGGGCACGUUCUGUUUGUUUUAUAUUACAGCUUGGCUUGCGAAGUGCUCGCAGCUUACACAUCUGUCGCUAUCGCAUCUAGUAUGCAUUUCGUUGAUCCUAGAUCCGAAAAAUCCCUUACUUAUCACAAUGGCGGCUGUCUUAAUGAAGAUUACUACGAUAUCCUAUAGUAUUGGUAUUACUUAGUCCUAGCGCUGCACAACGCAGUCGCGGAAUUGCAAUCUACUAUCUCACCACCUCACAUCUG